UGAAGAGAGAAUGUUUACUUCCGUCAAUAAUUCUGAGAGAAAGAGGAACAACAAAGAUAAAUAUUGUCGUAUGAAAAACAGUAGUGUUAUUUAUCACCAAUAGUUUGUAAACAGGUAUCUUAUAAAUACUAAUAUAAGCGUUUUCAGUUUAUGCUGACAACUCGAUAAAGUCUGAUGUUACCUUGCUUUUCUGUUUUACCUUGCUUUUCUGUUUUUCAUGCAGUCCGCCGCUGUUUGCUUUUGUUUUUGUAAGAUAUAUAUAUAUAUUUGAUAUAUAUAUAUAUGUAUAUAUAUAUAUAUAAAUAACUGUUUGCGGCCUAGACGGUAUGUUUUUGUGAACGACAGUAACCAGUAUAUUUCUGAGUACUACAGUAGUUUGUUUCUGUGCGCAAAUUUGACAAAACAAGUUUGAAAAUAAUCAUAACAGGUGAAAGAUGCCAUUCUUGGGUCAGGAUUGGAGGUCUCCAGGAUGGAGUUGGAUAAAAACCGAGGAUGGAUGGAAACGUUUUGAGUUAUUUAGCCAUGAAUUAGGAGACAACAAUAUCGACCUUGACCUGAACGAGUUGCAAGAUGAAAAUAAAGAAAAUCUGUUUCCAGGUGAAGAUUGUGAAGUUGUAGCCAAAAAAAGAAAAAAAGAUCAUUUCAACAACAAUACAAAAUCUCAAUUUUUCUAUCAGGAGAAGUGGAUUUAUGUUCAAAGGGAAAGUACAAGAGAAAGACAUGGUUACUGUACCUUAGGAGAAGCUUUUAACCGCUUGGAUUUUUCCAGUGCUAUACAAGAUAUCCGAAGGUUCAACUAUGUUGUUAAAUUGUUGCAGCUAAUUGCAAAAUCCCAGUUAACGUCUUUGAGUGGAGCUGCUCAAAAAAACUACUUCAAUGUUCUGGAGAAGAUUGUUCGAAAAGUUCUAGAAGACCAGCAGAAUCCUAGGUUGAUCAAAGACCUCCUUCAAGACCUUGGUUCCACACUCUGUAUUCUUAUCAGAGAAGUAGGCAAGUCAGUAUUGGUGGGUAACAUCAAUAUUUGGAUUUGUCGCUUGGAGACGAUACUUAACUGGCAGCAACAGCUGAACAACCUUCAGAUACCCAAGCAAGUAAGCAAUGGUGUUACACUUGAUGACCUCCCACUCCAUAUGCAAAACAACAUUUUGUACAAGUUUUCUGAUGGCUGGGAUAUUGUUAACUUUGGUCAAGUGACAUCAGCUUUGCACAUGCUCAGCGAAGACCGGCAUCUGUGGAAAAAACUUUGCCAGUAUCAUUUUGCUGAAAAACAAUCCUGCAGGCACUUAAUUUUGUCAGAAAAGGGGCAUGUGGAUUGGAAACUGAUGUAUUUCACACUUCAAAAAUAUUACCCAAAGAGGGAACAAUACGGUGACACGUUGCAAUUCUGCAGACAUUGUAGCAUUCUCUUUUGGAAGGAUUGUCAUCUUGCUUUAUUAUUCAAGGAUUCAGGACAUCCCUGCACUGCUAAUGAUCCAGAUAACUGCUUUAUGUCAGUUUCACCACAACACUUCAUUGACCUUUUUAAGUUUUAGUCCAUUCUGUUAACUUUGUUAUUCUUGUAGAGAAAGGCAAACUUGUGGCUGCUUGUUCUGCUUUAUGUGCAAUAUUUUUCUUUCUAAAAUAAAAGGGUUCUGUGAAAUAUA
Molecule: messenger RNA, 1643 nt
Organism: Polyodon spathula (Mississippi paddlefish)
Lineage: Eukaryota; Metazoa; Chordata; Actinopteri; Acipenseriformes; Polyodontidae
Product: F-box only protein 25-like
Exons: 11
Coding region: 435-1532 (365 amino acids)
Biological process (GO): protein ubiquitination
Cellular component (GO): cytoplasm; nucleus; SCF ubiquitin ligase complex
Molecular function (GO): protein binding
Source: RefSeq, a predicted model, not a curated record